AGUUUGCCUUUGGCCAACGGCAGCGAAAGAACCUACGGAGCGUCUUGGAGCGGAAAAUUCGAGAAAAUCGGGAAAAUCGCAGCGCGCGAGUGGCAGAAAAUAUUUGAAAAAUCUGCAACCGAAGGGGAAAUAAAUCAAAGCGAGGAAUUUAUAGUGCGAAACAUGUCGGGAAUCCUAUUGCCACUGGCCCUGUUGGCCCUCGUUUCAAAUGGCGCAGCCAUCAGGUGCUAUGUCUGCGAUUCGAGUGAUAAUCCCAGCUGCGCCGAUCUGGCCACAAAUUCCAGCAUAGAGGCGGAGGAGUGCACUUUGGACAAAAUGAAAUCCCUGGACACCUGGCUAUUCGACUUGAAUAAAUUCUCAUAUUUCGAUAAUGGCGCCAAAAAAAAUCCGCUGAUGAAUUGCCAAAAAGUGGUGGCCAAGGACCCUGAUACAAAGAAAGUGGUGACUGCGCGCUUCUGCCAACUGGACACCGGCGACUCGGAUGCCUGUGACAUCCUGAGGACCAAGCUGCGCAUCUCGAGCGCCGAGGAGCGGGAGCAGCGGAAUCGCAACCAGAACAAGCGGAGGAAGGGGAACGGCCAGGAUGCGGAUGAGGACGACGAAAUCUCCGCGGAGGAUGCCUUCUACUGCGGCAUCUGCAAAUCGCACCGCUGCAAUGGAGCGGCGGCCGUAACGCUUUCCGUGGCUUCGGUUCUGGCCAUGAUUGCGCUCCAACUGGGCUGCUAAGGAAUGGGCGUGUGAUGGAUAUAUGUACACAGAUAACCGUGGAACGAGUGGUGGCAUGAUGGUUGCAUUUAGGUUGAGUUACCCUUAGCGUUACCCUCACCGAUUACUUUGUAAAUAUUUGAGUGCAAUGUCGCUGAUUCGUACAGGUGCUCCAAAGACACUCACCUAACCCCAUUAACCCCUUCUGCCCUCCACCCUAGAAAUGUAAGCACAGCACACACGAUACACCGAUACAUUGCGUACAUGGAGGGAAAACUCACACAGAAACUCGCUUUGAUUCAGAACAAAUUGAAACCUUCGAUUUCCAAAGUAAAUACCGGAAAAUAAAGAGUAGGGGUAGGGAUAUGUGUGUACCCUGCUUGCAGGGUACUACAUCCUAUAUAUCAAUGUUUGGCAUUCUAUGUCAUUAGCUCUUCUUGUUCAGCUUUAUUAUGUUACUAUUCGGAUGGUUAGUUUUAAUGGCUUGGAGCGAUGAGAACAGGAAUUCACCAAUUGCCUUUAAUUCCGAUAUGAUUUCUUAGGUAAAUUCCAAAGUGCUUAAAUGUCUAGUCAUGAAUUCGUGUUAGAAUAUUGGAAAUUUGAUAGUCGUAAAUUUACUGUGCAAGCCGCAAGCAAAAACAAUCAACUUAAUGCAAAACGCGAAUUUAAAAUUAAAGUGAAACAAAUGCAAUAAAGGUUAAUAAAUGUGCAAUUAGAGGAAAUGUCAACGAAAAGCAAUGCAGCAAUUAUUCCGUGAGCUUCAAAUUGCCUAAAAGCCACACACUAUAUAGUACCAUAUGUUUUUGCGACGCGUCGGGCUCUCAGUUCUGCUUAGUUUAUAAGCGGUUUUUGGAAUGGAAACUAAAUUGAACAUUAAGAGCACACAAUAAAUGCUGUAUGACAGUAUGAAA
Drosophila erecta is the source of this 1616-nucleotide messenger RNA. RefSeq lists its product as uncharacterized. NCBI's taxonomy places the organism in Eukaryota, Metazoa, Arthropoda, Insecta, Diptera, Drosophilidae. Gene Ontology annotation, biological process: sleep; positive regulation of voltage-gated potassium channel activity; regulation of synaptic transmission, cholinergic. The coding region runs from base 163 to 726 and encodes 187 amino acids. The record is from RefSeq and is a predicted model, not a curated record. The transcript is spliced from 4 exons.